Messenger RNA from Carlito syrichta (Philippine tarsier), 337 nucleotides. RefSeq names its product MAP kinase-interacting serine/threonine-protein kinase 2-like. Gene Ontology annotation, biological process: intracellular signal transduction; peptidyl-serine phosphorylation; protein autophosphorylation. The record is from RefSeq and is a predicted model, not a curated record. The transcript is spliced from 4 exons. Gene Ontology annotation, cellular component: cytoplasm; nucleus. NCBI's taxonomy places the organism in Eukaryota, Metazoa, Chordata, Mammalia, Primates, Tarsiidae. The annotation marks the transcript as partial. Gene Ontology annotation, molecular function: ATP binding; calcium/calmodulin-dependent protein kinase activity; calmodulin binding.
GAGCAGAACCCUUUCGAGCUGGCCUUCUCCCUGGACCAGGCCCACCACGGGGACCCUGCCUUCCACCCGCAGUGCGAGACCCGCCCCGUCUACCAGCUGCAGGAGGACGUGCUGGGGGAGGGCGCCCACGCGCGCGUGCAGACCUGCGUCAACCUCAUCACCAACCAGGAGUACGCCGUCAAGAUCAUUGAGAAGCAGCUGGACCACAUUCGGAGCCGGGUCUUCCGGGAGGUGGAAAUGCUGUAUCAGUGCCAGGGACACAGGAACGUGCUGGAGCUGAUCGAGUUCUUCGAGGAGGAAGACCGCUUCUACCUGGUGUUCGAGAAGAUGCGUGGUG